Messenger RNA from Fulvia fulva, 279 nucleotides. RefSeq lists its product as uncharacterized. NCBI's taxonomy places the organism in Eukaryota, Fungi, Ascomycota, Dothideomycetes, Mycosphaerellales, Mycosphaerellaceae. The transcript is spliced from 2 exons. The record is from RefSeq and is a predicted model, not a curated record. Bases 1 to 279 code for a protein of 92 amino acids.
AUGCCACAUGAGAUCGCGAUAGACAAGCGUAGUGCCCCCAAGUGGGAAUUCUUCCGGAAGGACGACGGAUUAGUUCAGCUGACCAAGGCACAAACGAUCGCGACACAUGCGCCACUUGCAGAGGUGACAGUGCUGUCCCUGGAGUUCCAGUGUGGGACUCAUGCUCGGAACGGCGAGCAUAGACCAUGUAUCUCGUCAGUCAUGGUAGUGAAGUCAACAGAGCUGGGGGCUAGACGUAGUAGGCCAGAAGACUCGCUCGAGAAGAGCUGGAAGGAGUGA